AUGUUAUCAUCAUUCCCUCAGUUUUCAAUGUUCCCGAAAGAGGUUCAGUUAGUGAUAUGGGAAUCUUUUGCUGCCUACUCCAUCAAACCGCAAGUCCUUGAAGGCUUGGUCCAAGACCAGCACGAUUAUAACAAGGAUGGAGCGGACAGCGCAGAGAAAAUCAUUUCCAUAAUCAGUGAUGAGGAAGACUCGCGAGAGGACGAGGAAACAAAUGACGUAGUCGCCACACCGCCCAAUAUCUCAGCUUCACAUACACGCAUCCUAGCCUAUCCCGCAGCAGCAGUGCAGACAGCCCGCCCUGUCAUGCUUUAUGUGUGCCAAUUGUCUCGUCAAGUAGCAUUGAGCCUUGGGAGAUUUACCGAACUCAGAAUCAGCGCCGAGGACAACCGCCCCCGACUUUUCUGGUUUAAUUUCACCUCUGACACGGUUUUCCUACCAGACUUGGAUCCUCUUUUUCAUGAGGACGAACAAUGGACAGACAUUGCAAAUGAGGAAGACUGCAAGCGCAUAGAGCAUCUCGCAGUGCCGUGGUCAGUGUUCCAUGGAGGAAGCCGGGGUUCUAAUGACUAUUACGAGCAAGACAAGAGCUGGUGGGCUUCCGCACUCCGCCUACUCUGCUGGCGUUUUCCUCGUCUUGCAAAUUUGUAUCUUUGUAUACCUGUGGUGCGUCUCAGGCAGAAUGACUACAUGUCUGAAGUGGGUGUCCAUUUUGCUGAGCCCGAGGGCUGCGAGGGUUUACAGAUAGCACUGGAGAGCAUGUCAGGUACACUUGAUCGAGUCAAGCUGCCUUUUUGCGACUGCGAGGUAAAGCCGGAGACCAUGGCAGCAACUCUCACAGAAAUCGAUAGAUGGUUGCAAUCGGAGAUAGUUCAACAGGCUCUCUCGACGAUUCCAAACAGGGUCCAACAGGCAGGAAUGCCAUUCCACCUUGGUGGAAAAUGGCUAGUCCGUAAGGGCUUAGAUAUGGACAAACUUUGUCAGAAUGAUUUCAGUGUUGUGGUAGAUGAUGGUUGGAGGGAGGGUACUCACUGGUGA
This is a messenger RNA of Colletotrichum truncatum, 1035 nucleotides long. RefSeq lists its product as uncharacterized. The record is from RefSeq and is a predicted model, not a curated record. Lineage: Eukaryota; Fungi; Ascomycota; Sordariomycetes; Glomerellales; Glomerellaceae.